GCGAGCGCCGCAGGUGCGGAGGGGCGGGGUGGCACCUGCCGGAGAGCCAGGCGACCCGGCUGCGGCGCUGAGCCUCUGAGCCCGGGGACGGGAAAACCCAGGGGCUCUCUGUGGACGUGCGUCCUGAGCCGGCAGCUGAUGGAAAAAGACACGAUGCCCCGAAGCCCCUGAGCUGAAAGGGGCCAGACAGAGGCCAGCAUGGGCUCCGAGCUGCCCGCACCUUGGCUGCUACUCUGGCUCCCAGCAGGCAAUCCUUCUGCUUUUUGAGAGUUGGAUGCCUGGCUUGCAUUUUUGAAGAUGAAGUUUGCCAACCUGGGGAAAAUACCAUUUUGGUGUCAACAAGACCUGAUACAGAUAUUAUUUGGGUUAGGAUGCCUGUCUUUGCUGGUGACAGUCCAGGACACAGAACGCUAUGUCACCCUGUUUGCCUCCGUUACCCUCAAAUGUGACUACACCACCUCUGCGCAGCUCCAGGACGUGGUGGUGACCUGGCGGUUCAAGUCCUUCUGCAAGGACCCCAUCUUUGACUACUUCUCCGCCUCGUACCAGGCAGCACUGUCUCUGGGUCAAGACCCCUCCAACGACUGCAAUGAUAACCAGAGGGAAGUGCGCAUUGUGGCCCAGCGGCGGGGGCAGAAUGAGCCGGUGUUGGGGGUGGAUUACCGACAGCGCAAGAUCACUAUCCAGAACCGAGCGGAUCUUGUGAUUAAUGAAGUGAUGUGGUGGGACCACGGAGUAUAUUACUGCACCAUUGAGGCUCCCGGGGACACAUCUGGAGACCCAGAUAAGGAGGUGAAGCUCAUCGUCCUGCACUGGCUGACAGUGAUCUUCAUCGUCCUGGGAGCUGUCCUCCUGCUGCUGCUGAUUGGAAUAUGCUGGUGCCAGUGCUGCCCACAGUACUGCUGCUGCUACAUCCGCUGCCCCUGCUGCCCCGCCCGCUGCUGCUGCCCUGAGGAAGCCCUGGCCCGCCACCGCUACAUGAAGCAGGCUCGGGCCAUAGGUCCUCAGAUGAUGGAAAAACCCCUGUUCUGGGGUUCGGACAGGAGCUCCCAGGUCUCAUCUUAUGCAAUGAACCCGCUGCUGCAGCGAGAUUUAUCCGUGAGAUCCAGCCUCCCCAAGAUGCCAAUGACUCAAACCGCUGCUCACCCUGCCGUCACCAAUGGUGUCCUGGAGUAUUUGGAGAAAGAACUCCGGAACUUCAACCCGGCGCAGCCCCUGCCUCCCGACCUCAAAGCCGGACCUGGCCACCCCUGCAGCAUGCUGUCCUCCCUGGGCUCUGAGGUUGUGGAACGCAGAAUCAUCCGCCUGCCCCCGCUGAUCAGAGACCUGCCGUCCUUGAGAAGGGCCAGCGACUCAUCGCACCAGCAGUGGCUCAACCCGGUUCCCUCCAGACCCUGGGAUCUGAGGGAGGGGAGAAGGCAGCAUCACUCCUCCGAUUUCCUGCAGGAGCUCCAGGACCGAGGGUCAAAAUCCUGGGCAUCUGGAAGAAGGGAGCUGGACCACCCAGCAAGCGGAAGGCACCGCUGCUCCAGGAGGCACGGGUCACCUGCGGCCUGGUCAGACCCAGACAGCCUCAGUGAUGGUCCCUCGUCCAGUGAAGCGCAUUGGCGGCCCAGCCAUCUUCAUCCCCGCAGCCACCACAGGGAGAGGUCCCGCAGGGCUAGCCCGGAGCAGGACUACAGGAGGGCCAGGAGACGCCGGCCCCGAAGCUACUCCCCUCCCGUGCCCUCUGGCCUCAGUUCCUGGAGCUCUGAUGAGGAGAAGGAGACGAGGCCCAGAGACAGGGGCUCCCGAAGCCGCCAUGGCCACUCUCGUUCCCCAAACUGGCCUGAGGAGAAGCCGCCCAGCUACCGCUCACUGGAUGUCACUCCAGGCAAGAAUGGCAGGAGUAAAGGGAGUGUGGAGAGGCGCUCGGAGAGAGAGAGCUCCCAUAGUGGAAGGAGUGUGGUCAUUUAGUCACCGGGCACAGCACUACUUCUGUGGCUACUUCUCACUUCCUGUGUGUCAUCAGCAUCAUCUAGAUUUCCAACUGAUUUGAGAGAGAUACUGCAAGUCUACCUAAGAAUUUUGGCUUCAAUUCUAGGAAUCAAAUAGAAGAAUUUUAAAAACAAGAUCGAAGAGUCAGUGACUAGCCUUAGCCUUGGUUCACACUCUCUGACUAUUCAUACAGUCCCUCAUGUGUAAUGGAGCCUAACACGGAUAUGAUCCCUCAGGAGCUUAGUAGCCUCAGUCUCCAAGUAGGUCACAGUAGUGGGGACCAUGGCCAUUCUUAAAAUGAGAACUCAGGAAUUGUAUUGGUAGGCUUUCUGCUGCUGGAACAAAAUACCUUGCAUAUACAAUUUAUUUUGGUUCAUGGUUUCAGAGAUUUCAGUCCAUGGUCAGCUGG
This is a messenger RNA of Chinchilla lanigera (long-tailed chinchilla), 2386 nucleotides long. It is a transcript of the gene Ildr1, whose product is annotated as immunoglobulin-like domain containing receptor 1. The coding region runs from base 298 to 1956 and encodes 552 amino acids. Gene Ontology annotation, molecular function: high-density lipoprotein particle receptor activity. Gene Ontology annotation, cellular component: plasma membrane. Lineage: Eukaryota; Metazoa; Chordata; Mammalia; Rodentia; Chinchillidae. The record is from RefSeq and is a predicted model, not a curated record. The transcript is spliced from 9 exons.